Hyphopichia burtonii NRRL Y-1933 is the source of this 547-nucleotide messenger RNA. RefSeq names its product amidase signature enzyme. The record is from RefSeq and is a predicted model, not a curated record. NCBI's taxonomy places the organism in Eukaryota, Fungi, Ascomycota, Pichiomycetes, Serinales, Debaryomycetaceae. Bases 5 to 547 code for a protein of 180 amino acids. The transcript has a single exon.
CAAGAUGUACUGCUGUGAUGGUAAUGAUGCUCAGAAGACUCUUCUUGCGGAAAGUGGAGAGCCUUUGACCAAAUUGACCCAAUGGAAUCUUAAUUUUGGUGAUGGAGGUCGUCCAUUCUCAAUCACCGAAAAUCGUCAAUUGAAUAUAAUUAGAGAUACUUUGAAACAAGAAUAUACUGAUUUUUUGAAUGAAAAUAAAAUCGAUUUUAUUAUCAGUCCUGCUUACAAUAAUGUUGCACCUAGACCAGAAGAAAUUUAUAAUUGGUCUUACACUUCCCUUUUCAAUAUCUUAGAUUUACCUACUUUAGCUUUCCAAACUGGAUUGUUUCAAGAUCCUAAAGUCGAUAAAUGGGAUGAUAGUCAUAGCACCUAUGAAUUUAGAAGCGACUUAGAGAAAUUAGAAUUGGAUAAUUAUAUUCCAGAAAAUUUCACUGGCGCACCUAUUGGUUUACAAUUGUCCGGUAGAAGAUACUUUGAUGAAGAAGUUGUGGCUGCUGGUAAAUCUAUUACUAAAGCUUUAGGAGCUGACUUAUACAAAGUCUAUUAA